Drosophila grimshawi is the source of this 276-nucleotide messenger RNA. Its product is annotated as protein kreg-1. Bases 1 to 276 code for a protein of 91 amino acids. NCBI's taxonomy places the organism in Eukaryota, Metazoa, Arthropoda, Insecta, Diptera, Drosophilidae. The transcript is spliced from 2 exons. The record is from RefSeq and is a predicted model, not a curated record.
AUGUUCAAACUGUUUAUUCUCCUGUCAAUUGGCGUCGCCUUCGCUUAUGCGGCCCCUGGACUAUUGCAUUCAUCGCCCAUCCUGAGCAGCGGCUCCUAUCACAACAACCAUCUAUUCCACCAUAACUUGCAGCCGGCGGUGCAUGUGGUGCGUCCCGUUUUGACAUCUCACAGCGUCGUCCGACCAAUCAUAAGCAGCCAUGGUCAUUAUGGUCAUGGUUAUGGUCAUGGCUAUGGUCAUGGCUAUGGUCAUGGUCACGGCCAGUUGUGGCUCUAA